GCAAAAACCCUAGACACCUCCCGCCUCGCCUCGCCGCCGCCGCCGCCGCCGCCUCCUCUCGGCGAAACCGGGGAUAGCCUGUGAGAGAUUCUCCCAGGGAGCAGGCGUCAGGGCGGCAGCCAGCGGCGAUGGGGGCGGACCUGCUGCGGUACGACGGCAUGGAGGACGAGGAGGAGGUGUGGCACAGAAGCGACCUCGCGGCCUUCCGCCAUGUCGAGAAAGUGCUCCAGGCCACGCGGAUGGAUCCGAAUCUAGUUGACCAAAGUGUUAUGACGCAAUAUUAUAAGUUGGUACACAUUAUAGACCAGAACAAGAGAAAAACUGCUGAUGACGAGGCUUUGCGUUUGACGACUCUGAAGGCAUUAUCGGAAGCAGUAUCAAAAUUUGACAUCAUGUACCAUCAUUCGCUUUUGAACACUAUAUUUUCCAUCUCCAUCUGGUUCCUACAAAGACAUACAAUGGAUGUUUUCUUGGAUCUGAUAACCAGAUUGGCUGCAGUGGCUGACCAGUAUCUCAGAGAAUGUUUGCAGAUGCUUGUGAACAACUUUACUCCCCCCUUUCUUGUGAAAAAUGAGCUGCCUCCAUGGGCGGGUCCAAGGAAGAAGGAUAUUCAUUUUCGUUUGUGCGAGAGUUUAAAAACAAUCUCUGACACUGUACCCUUAGCACCCAUGAUGUUGAGGGAUAUAAUCGAUAGAAGUAUGCCAAAGUUAUUUGAAAAUAAAGCUAAGAUGAUCUCAUUUGUUGAGUGCAUGUUGGGGCUAGAUACUGAAAGAAUGGGGGACCUUAUUGGGGCUGUUUUAUUGGCGAAAGUUGUGGAGCUACUUACAGAAUUGGAUGUUAGUAUAACUUGGGAAGAUAUUCUUCAAGAGGAACAUAACAUUGGUAUAUUUGACAUGGAGUUUGAAGAUUUGGAUGGUGAUGAGGAUGAGGAUGUCCUUGGACAAGCAGGAACAAAGGUCCUUUUUGGAGGAAAUCAAUGUGCCGACAAGCUUGAUGGUUUAAUGGUUGUUGUAUGCGAGCACCUUAAGUCAUGUGCAGAGCGUGGGUACCUACCUAAGGAAUAUGACAUUCUGCAGACUAUAUUUCGAGCAUCUGUGCUGAGGGUGCACCGGUCAAAAUUUGCCCAGUUUAUCAUGUUCUAUGCAUGCUCACUAGAUCCUGAAAUAUGUGGCCCUCAGUUUGCUGUUUUUCUUACUGAUAUUGUUAUAAAGAGGGAAGAGGAUGCAAUUUCAAGAAUGUCUGCAGUUUCGUAUGUUGGAAGCUACUUGUCGCGGGCAAGGUUUAUUUCUGCUAAUACAGUUGUCGCUAUACUUGAAAGAUUAGUGCGUUGGUGUGUUAACUAUUGUGACCAUCAGAAGACCAGUGGGACCGCAGCUAUUCCAAAUCAUCAAAUAUUUUUCGCGACCUGUCAGGCUGUGAUGUAUGUCCUUUGCUUUCGCUUGAGAUCUAUUCUGGAUUGCAAAAAUCUUAAACCACGGCUUUUUGACAUGCCUUUUGGAUUUCUUUUGACCCAUCCACUGGAACCUCUAAAGGUGUGCUUGCCUUCGAUAGUAAACGAGUUCCUAAGACAGGCCAAAGAUGCUGACUUGUUCAAUGCGUUUAAGGAUUCAGCACUGAAUGAUGCAAUUGAAUCUGAUUUGUCGAGGACUUUUGGAGGAAUUGGUAGACUUGACAUGUUCUUCCCAUUCGAUCCUUAUUUGCUAAAAGAAUCUGACAGAUAUAUGCGCCCAAAUUUUGAGUUCUGGUCCAUGGUCAAGACAACAUACAUUGAUGAUAAGGAAGAUUACGACGAUGAGCUCGAGGAUCUUGAUGGCCCUGGAAUGGAUGAUGGCAGCUCGGAUGAUGAUAAUCCUGAGGUCAACAAUGACCCCGAUGACUUGGAUAUCCCGAUGGAUAAGAUGUCUAUAACUCCAUGUGAUUCUUACUUUCGUCAAUUUGCCAAGGAAAGCCAUGCUGGCCCUAGCAUGCCUGCAAAGAUCAGACCUUCAGUGAGCCCUCCAUCAUGAUGGGCCCUCAGCAGGAUCAUCUUAACGAACUUGUGCUUCACUUUACUGAGCCAACUUGUACGAGGGUAUGACUGUCAAGCUGAUAUAUGGGGAGCUUCCGUCCAACUUAUACAAGGGUCUAUUAAGCUCUAAUAUAUGGGGAACUUCCAUCGUAGUUUGUGUUAGGGUGGAGCAACCCCAUUCAUUUGCAAUGUACUUAAAAGCCCAAAUAGGUCAAGGUUUUGUGUUGGGAGUGGAGUACUGAUGCUUAGAGAACACGUAGUUCUGGUUGUUGUGAGAUUAUAUACUAGGUUUGUAUGUACAUCUUCGAGAUGUUUGAGGAAGACAUCAUGUUCUGAUGUAGAAUGGUUUAUCGACAGGUUUAUACGUCUGUUUUAUUUGCUUGUUGUAUA
Messenger RNA from Lolium rigidum, 2398 nucleotides. Its product is annotated as RNA polymerase I-specific transcription initiation factor RRN3-like. The record is from RefSeq and is a predicted model, not a curated record. Bases 129 to 2006 code for a protein of 625 amino acids. Gene Ontology annotation, cellular component: nucleus. NCBI's taxonomy places the organism in Eukaryota, Viridiplantae, Streptophyta, Magnoliopsida, Poales, Poaceae. Gene Ontology annotation, molecular function: RNA polymerase I general transcription initiation factor activity; RNA polymerase I core binding. The transcript has 16 exons. Gene Ontology annotation, biological process: transcription initiation at RNA polymerase I promoter.